UUUUUUUUUUUUUUUUUUUUGAUUUUCCCCCUCUUUGAUAUAUCUUUCGGCUGGUCCCAUUCCGCUCCUUCUCACCAUGAAGCUCGUUUCACUCCUCAGUCUCGCAACUGCUGCUCUCAGUAGCACCGCUGCUGCUAUCGGUGUCAGCGGAGCCGCUGAAGGUUUCGCCAAAGGAGUGACCGGAGGUGGUUCUGCCACGCCUGUCUACCCCCGUACCAAUGCUGAGCUGGUCUCAUAUCUCGGGGAUGACCAGGCCCGCGUCAUUGUCCUCACCAAGACCUUCGACUUCCGCGGAACCGAGGGCACCAGCACCGGCACUGGAUGCGCUCCCUGGGGUACCGCUGCUGCCUGCCAGGUCGCGAUCAACGCCAACAAUUGGUGUCACAACUACGAGCCCAAAGCUCCUUCGGUCUCAGUGAAAUAUGACAACGCCGGUAUUCUCGGUAUCCUUGUGGCCUCCGACAAGACCCUCAUUGGUGAAGGCGAUGCCGGUGCUAUUGUCGGCAAGGGUAUCCGCAUCGUCAGCGGUGCCAAAAACAUUAUUAUCCAGAACAUUGCCAUCACCGAUAUCAACCCCAAGUACGUCUGGGGCGGAGACGCCAUUACCCUGAAUGACUGCGACAUGGUCUGGAUUGACCACGUUACCACUGCUCGCAUUGCUCGUCAGCAUAUCGUCCUCGGUACCCUAUCUUCCGGCCGUGUCACCCUCUCCAACAACUUCAUCAACGGGGAGUCCGAGUAUUCCGCUACCUGCGACGGCUACCACUACUGGGGAAUCUAUCUCGAUGGCUCCAACGACAUGGUCACCAUGAAGGGCAACUACAUCUACCACACGAGCGGCCGUUCGCCCAAGGUCCAGGAUAACACUCUCCUUCACGCUGUCAACAACUACUGGUACGAUAACACCGGCCACGCCUUCGAAAUCGGCGCCGGCGCCUACGUCCUCGCCGAAGGAAACGUUUUCCAGAACGUUGCCGUUAUUGCCGAGUCCCCCAUUAACGGUCAGGCUUUCACCGUCCCCUCUGUCGCUGCGGGUUCUGCAUGCUCCUCCUACCUCGGCCGCAGCUGCCUGAUCAACGGAUUCGGCAGCUCUGGCAGCUUCAGCGAGAGUGACACCGGCUUCCUCGCCAACUUCAAGGGCAAGAACAUUGCUGCCGCUUCUUCCUACUCCAAGGUUUCUACCAGCGUUCCGGCUCAUGCUGGCCAUGGUCACCUGUAAACGGGUGAAAAUGCCAUGCCGCAUAUUCAAACAGACUCUUUUCAGUGUCUGAGCGGCGGGUGUUUAUAGAUUCUAAUACCAUGUAUUUACUAUCUUAUUUUUAAAAAGCUACCUGUCCCUGCAGAGUUUUUCACCACGCGUCCUUGGUUUUUCGCCUAUCUAUGAGAGGCAGGAGUGAACCCCCACGGGUGAUUUGCAUACAUCAAGAUUCCUAAUAAUACUAAGUUGUUGCUGAAAC
Aspergillus ochraceoroseus IBT 24754 is the source of this 1457-nucleotide messenger RNA. Its product is annotated as polysaccharide lyase family 1 protein. The record is from RefSeq and is a predicted model, not a curated record. Gene Ontology annotation, molecular function: pectate lyase activity. Bases 77 to 1219 code for a protein of 380 amino acids. The transcript has 6 exons. Lineage: Eukaryota; Fungi; Ascomycota; Eurotiomycetes; Eurotiales; Aspergillaceae.